AUGCUGUCCGAGGAAGUGAAGGUAAACCUCUACAACUUGCCAUGGCUGUGCGGUGCGAACCACGUGCUUGAACCCUUCGGCUACGGCGCGUACCACGUCGCGGUGGAGGCAAAGUGGAAGCUGGUACUUGAUCUACACAAUUUUCCGCUGCACCCUUGCACCGGCAUAUGGCAAUGCAGGCCGGGGGCAAAGGGCCGGCCAGCGCACGCGUUCGUCUUCAAGACGCCGCUCAGUCGCUCUGAGAUUCGGCAGCUCCUGCGCCAGAUGCAGUUCGAAUGGCGUGCCGAUGACUACUGCAUCAUUCGGCAGAACUGCAUACACUUCAGUGCCGCGUUCUGCGAACGACUACAUGUUGGCCCUUUUCCGUCCUGGGCUUUGGCACUGCCCACGGCAUUGCACUGGCUCCCGGACGCAAUGGGUGGGGCGCUUGUAGCGAUCCAGCGUCGACAUGCCCAAGCACGCAGCGAAGCUUCCCGCUACGAGGUCUUAAAAUGUUAUCAGUUCGCCGAGCGAGUAAGUGCAAGUCCACCUCGAGCAGAUCUGCUUGACUAA
Molecule: messenger RNA, 552 nt
Organism: Symbiodinium sp. CCMP2592
Lineage: Eukaryota; Dinophyceae; Suessiales; Symbiodiniaceae
Source: the annotation of a GenBank genome assembly